Messenger RNA from Hypomesus transpacificus, 3024 nucleotides. It is a transcript of the gene slc9a2, whose product is annotated as solute carrier family 9 member 2. Gene Ontology annotation, cellular component: membrane. Lineage: Eukaryota; Metazoa; Chordata; Actinopteri; Osmeriformes; Osmeridae. Gene Ontology annotation, biological process: sodium ion transport; regulation of pH; proton transmembrane transport. The record is from RefSeq and is a predicted model, not a curated record. Gene Ontology annotation, molecular function: sodium:proton antiporter activity.
CAGGUGGCAGGUAGCAACCAAAAUAGGUGAGGAAGCUGUCAUCCCAACUGUUGGGCUGAAACUCACCGUUGGAACGACUUUUGUCUAACGACAGAAUGGCUGGUGCAAUGGAGAAAUUCCAUCGAAACCGGUCAGUGGCGUUACUGGUGGAGUUACUGUUCUACCUCCGGUCAAACCAGACAGCGGGCCGCAAGCUUUCCCCAAUGACGUGAAGUCAAACCUCCCGGUGUUCACAAUGAACUACGCUCGAGUACAGCUACCGUUUGAGAUCACGUUGUGGGUGCUCCUAGCUUCAUUCGCCAAGAUUGCUUUCCAUGUGUACCAUAAGAUCACCGUGUGGAUCCCAGAGUCGUGCCUCCUAAUCAGCAUUGGUCUGAUUGUGGGCGCCAUCAUGCACUCGGUCCAGGAGGUUCCUCCUGCCGUGCUCAGCUCGGACGUCUUCUUCCUCUUCAUGCUGCCCCCCAUCGUGCUGGACUCUGGCUACUUCAUGCCCACCAGGCCCUUCUUCGAGAACGUUGGCACGGUUCUGUGGUUCGCCGUGGUGGGGACCCUGUGGAACAGCAUCGGGAUCGGCAUGUCUCUGUUUGCCGUGUGUCAGAUCGAGGCGUUCGGCGUCCAGGACAUCAACCUGCAGGAGAACCUGCUGUUCGCCUCCAUCAUCUCCGCCGUGGACCCCGUGGCAGUGCUCAGUGUGUACGAGGACAUCUCCGUCAACGAACAGCUCUACAUCGUGGUGUUCGGGGAGUGUCUGUUCAACGAUGCCGUCACUGUUGUGCUGUACAACAUGUUCAACUUUGUAGCGGAUAUGCCGGUGGUGGAGCCGGUGGACGUGUUCCUGGGCGUGGCGCGGUUCUUCGUGGUGGGUCUGGGGGGCCUGGGCUUCGGCGUGCUGUUUGGCUUCGUGGCGGCCUUCACCACGCGCUUCACCGGCAACGUCAGGGAGAUCGAGCCCCUCUUCAUCUUCAUGUACAGCUACCUGGCCUACCUGGUGGCUGAGCUGUUCUCCAUCUCCAGCAUCAUGGCUAUCGUGACCUGUGCCCUCACCAUGAAGUACUACGUGGAGGAGAACGUCUCCCAGCGCUCCACCACCACCAUCCGCACCGUGGUCAAGCUGCUGGGCACCAUCUCUGAGACGCUCAUCUUCUUCUUCCUGGGAGUGGUCACCAUCACCACGGAGCACGAGUGGAACUGGGGCUACAUCCUGUUCACCCUGCUGUUCGCCAUGCUGUGGAGGGGCCUGGGUGUCCUGGUGCUGACCCAGAUCAUUAACCCCUUCCGCACCAUCCCCUUCAACUUCAAGGACCAGUUUGGCCUGGCCUACGGAGGCCUGAGGGGGGCCAUCUCCUUCGCCCUGGUCUUCACCCUGCCGGAAACCAUCGGGCGCCGGCAGCUCUUCAUCACCGCCACCAUCGCAGUCAUCCUUUUCACCGUCUUCAUCCAGGGUAUGAGCAUACGGCCUCUGAUCGAGCUCCUCAACGUCCGCAGAACCAACCGGAACCUGGACACCAUCAACGUAGAGGUCCACGCCAGACUCAUGGAGCACACCAUCGCUGGCAUCGAGGACCUCUGUGGCCAGUGGGGACACUUCUACUGGAAGGAUAAGUUCAUGAAGUUCAACAACAUGGUUCUGAGGAAGAUCCUGAUCAGAGACGACAGGGCUGAGUCCAGCAUCGUGGCGCUGUACAAGAAGCUGGAGCUGCAGAACGCCAUGGAGAUCCUGGACUCUGUGUCAGAAGCCAACGAAGACUGUGAAAAUAAGACCUUCCUCAAAUCCAAGCAGAAGUUCCUGGCCAGUGACCUGAGGAGCAUGCACGACAUCCUGUCCAAAAACAUGUACAACAUCCGCCAGAGGACGAUGGCGUACACCAACAAGCACACGCUGCCCAAUGACGACAGGACCAAGGAGAUCCUGAUCAGGCGACACGCCAGCAUCAGACGCAGCCUGCGGCCCGGAAGCUUCCGGGACCAGGACCAGAGUAUACCCAAGUCUCAGAAGUACUUCUCUCUGCCUGCUGGGAAGAAUCUGGACUCCCAAUUCCCUCGUAAGAGGAUGAGUCAUACAAGUGAUGAAGACACCAAGUCGGAGGUGGACCCUCCAGCCCGCUCCAGGCGGGCCCAGCCGAGACCGACCCGGGUCAUGAUGCCUCUCCGCAGGCUGGACACCCUGAUGGAGAGGCCCUCUCUGGACGUGGUGGACGAGAGGGGGGCGCGGGGGCGGAUCGCUUCGUCCUCCUCAGACUCCUGCGUCCCCGCCCCUCAGCUCCGCUUCGACCCUUCCCUGGAUCUCCCCGGCAACGGUGCCCAUGGUAGCGACAUUGAGUUUGAUCCUCAGGGGGAGGGGGAGGAGCCUCAGGCCACGCCCCCCUCUUGGGCCGCUGAGCCUCUUGACAGGUCAGGCGGAACGCGGAACCCCCUGCUGAAGAGACCCCAGUGGAACCCUCGGAAGAACCCCUGAGAACCCUGUUUGAACUUGGAGAGCUCUCGUAGCAGCAGGUCUGCUCCGGCCGGACCCUCCGCUCAGCCCAGGGUUCUAGAACCUCCGAACUGUGGAACACCUGUCUACUGGCUUGUACUGGGUAUACAUACAUCAAGUUUCUUCGUUUUAUUUUUCUUCAUGUCCAAUGUGGUCAGGGAGUUGGAAGUAUGUGUGUGCCUAUGAUAUGUCGGGAUUGACAGAGUUGUGAAGAGGGGGGGAUAUAGCUCAGAGGUUAGUACCAUAUAGAUAUAAUGGUGCAGGCUUUGACAGUUUGCAUUUAGUUAGCAUUUUGCAGGUUAUUGUUUUCUAUAGUGAAAAAUUAUGUUGGCAAAGGACAAUAUGGAUUAUUUUAUUAUCUCCCACAGGAGGACUCAGUCCAACAGAAGUGUUUUAUUCUAUUCAGUGGUAUUAGAACAACCCCAACUCUUAGCUGGAAAUAAAAAACCUUAAAUAUGUAGGUAACAAAUAAUACAAUUUGUAUAUGCCCAUUUCUUUUUAAAGUAAUAAAUGAAUGAAACUAAAUCUGGUAAUUGUGUGUGUGUAUAUAU